Molecule: messenger RNA, 483 nt
Organism: Cadophora gregata
Lineage: Eukaryota; Fungi; Ascomycota; Leotiomycetes; Helotiales; Ploettnerulaceae
Exons: 1
Coding region: 1-483 (160 amino acids)
Source: RefSeq, a predicted model, not a curated record
AUGACCCAACGAGAAUACGCCGAAGACACAGCCUUCUGGUCCCUCAAAUCAGCAACGCAAUUCUCCGCUCGCCGCCGCACCAUGAACCUCUUCAUCGCCAACCCCAAGCCCGGCACGCCCUCAGCAUAUUCCUGGAUCGACAACACCCCCGAAGUCUACACAUCCAUCACACACAUCCUCCGCAUGCAAAACCCCCACAGCAUCGCAAUCAACACUCACCCCACUAUCGCCUUCAGCAGCGGCUUGCAUGUCGGCGAGCUCAGCGAGCUGUAUCAGAAUCUGGAGUCAAAAUGGACUGAUCGCUUCGUGCAACGUCCGAUAGUGGCUGUGGAUUAUAUUGGGACUAUGGUUGAGGGGAGGUUGGACUGGUAUCGUAAAUUGCAGGAGACGGCUUGGGCAAUGAUUACGGAGGCGUUCAGUGAGAGGGUUAUUGAGCCGGGGGUGACGAGCACAGAGGUAUGUUUGUUCGGGUGGUUUUGUUGA